Messenger RNA from Nycticebus coucang (slow loris), 453 nucleotides. RefSeq names its product keratinocyte differentiation associated protein (gene KRTDAP). The transcript is spliced from 6 exons. The record is from RefSeq and is a predicted model, not a curated record. Gene Ontology annotation, cellular component: extracellular region. The coding region runs from base 26 to 325 and encodes 99 amino acids. NCBI's taxonomy places the organism in Eukaryota, Metazoa, Chordata, Mammalia, Primates, Lorisidae.
CUCAGAGCACCCCAAACUUGACACCAUGAAGAUCCCAGUGCUUCCAGCUGUGGCUCUUCUUUCCCUCCUGGCGCUCCACUCUGCUCAGGGGGCUGCCCUGGGGAGUUCUGAGGAAGAAACCAACAUCGAUAAUUACGCAGCGGAAUCUGAGGGCCUCAACUCUCAGUUCCUGAAUGUUGACAAGUUGCGAUCUGCUUUUAAGCCUGACGAGUUCCUGAACUGGCAUGCGCUCUUUGAGUCUAUCAAAAGGAAACUUCCUUUCCUGAACUGGGAUGCUUUUCCUAAGCUGAAAGGACUGAGGAGUGCAACUCCUGAUGCCCAGUGACCAUUUCCUUCAAGAGCCAGCACUGCUGACCCCCAUUAGAAGAGGGGGCUGGUGUGAGAUCUGAUUCUCAACCUACGAUAAUACUUUCCUCAUUCAGUAACUUCAAUAAAAUAUUUUCCAUCCAAACA